AUGCGGAACAAAAUCCUUAUGAAUGCAGUGAUACUUUCACUAUUAUUUAUGUGUACAUUGGCAUCGGUGGAAGAGGCAACAACGGUUGUGAAUAGUUUCCUGCGGCACAUACGGGCCAAGAAAUCGAGUGAAGUUGCUGCUCUUCUUGUAGACGAACCUGUAAUCUAUUUGCCAGAAGACGGUUCGUCGAUCGACAAGGAAGAUUUUUUAGAAAUAGUAAACUGGGGUCGCUGGGAAAGGAGACAAUUUAAUCCUUUUCCAUCAGCUGAAGUGGAUGAUGAAAAGAUUAAAUUCUGUGGUAAAGAGAUCACAUUGGAGGUUUCUAAUGAAGAUCAACCCAAGAUUCAAUUGAUAUUGUUUCAUUAA
Messenger RNA from Melampsora larici-populina 98AG31, 366 nucleotides. RefSeq lists its product as uncharacterized. Bases 1 to 366 code for a protein of 121 amino acids. NCBI's taxonomy places the organism in Eukaryota, Fungi, Basidiomycota, Pucciniomycetes, Pucciniales, Melampsoraceae. The transcript is spliced from 4 exons. The record is from RefSeq and is a predicted model, not a curated record.